Molecule: messenger RNA, 653 nt
Organism: Arabidopsis thaliana (thale cress)
Lineage: Eukaryota; Viridiplantae; Streptophyta; Magnoliopsida; Brassicales; Brassicaceae
Product: Avr9/Cf-9 rapidly elicited protein
Exons: 1
Coding region: 184-438 (84 amino acids)
Source: RefSeq, marked reviewed
CUAGGAUUCUUCUCUUUCCUUAUCCAACACGGUCUUUUUUCGUCGCGUCUUUACAAAAAAAAAAAAAACUAAAACUCCUAUAUAAACAAAAAAAACCAAACCUUUUUUUUUCUUCUCAUUCAAUCUUUGUUCCUUUCACCAAAACCCAUCAAAGAUCUUUUUUUUUUCUCAAUUAUUGUGAUAAUGAAUUCGAUGUUUAGUGCCUUCGACGCCAUGUGUGCAGAGAUUAUGGGAAAGAAAGUCACCGCUGCUUCUUAUGUCUACCGCUCUGAACGCAAUUCUGCUUCUUCUUCUUCUUCCGUCGGCGGUCAAAACGCGUCUUUGUCUCUCAAGAAAGAUGAAAAAGCUUCAAAGAACAUGGAUUUACCAACGAAGACACCGAGGUUUGCUCUUGAGCUCGAUGGUCUUCAUUGCUUCGAGACUAUAGUUCGUUCUUGAUCAAUAUCAAGAUUACCAAUUUUUGCUGAGUUUUUUUUUCUUUUUCUUGUUUUGUUCUGUUUCGAUUCCUUUUAUGUAAAUACAAUUUUGGAAGAUUUAAUUUCUUGAUUAGAAUCAUCAUCCUUAUGUGAUUUGAUUCAUCGUUUCUGCUUUACUAAUUCAUGAAUUUGUACAUAUAUUAAAGAAAAAAGAAGACUUUUUGUUUCUGUUCUUCA